AUGCUGUCCGGCGCAGCCAUGCGCAGGCUCUCCCUGCUCCUGGCGCCCGCGCUCCUGGUCUGCGUUCUCGCCGCCGCCUUCUUCCUCCCGCACGUCGCGCCCGGCAGGUCCUCCGCCGCGCUCGAGGCAGGCGUGGCCGCCAAGGGAGACGGCCAUGCAGUGCAGGAGUUCCUCAAGGCAAAGAAGUCGUGGGCGGGCGUGGUGAUGGACAACAUCGGGGUGUUCUCCGGCUUGAAGAUCCAGCAGGGCUUCCCCAAGGCGGCUUUCUGGGAGCGAAAGUGCCCAAUCCACGUCCUCGAGCAUGGCACGAAAUCCGACGCCGAGGUGUAUUCGGCAGCGUACAACGAGUGCACCGGGAUCUCUGACGUCGUGUACUAUCAGGUAUAUGCCGAUCGCUUCAAGAAAGGGGGUGGGCGAGGUGCUGGUUGGAGUAACGACGCAGAGUUGGUCGACCUCAUGACUGAAUUGGGCAAGAAGCCCACCGAGUAUGCAACUGUUGUUGACUACCAGGGUUGCGGCCUUUUUGGACUGGAUCGUGGGCACCAGGCGCCAGUCGCCAGCUUCAAUUCCGACGAGGAAGCGGCCAGUAUGACCAACACACCGACCAAUCUCUCCCCGCAGAACGGCUACCUCAACCAGCAAGUGUGGAAGUUUGUGGAGAUGGAGAUGAGGUUCAAGAGUGAAGCAGCCGAGGAUGUGGACGACGGAGAUCCGACUAGUUUCGAGCUGCUUACUGGUCCCCUUUACGAGUUGCCGGAUGCUUUCUUCAAGAACGAGCGUGGGGCGGAGUUGUGGGAGGAAAUGUUGUGGAGCGGCGGCGACGUGAACCUUAAUGGCGAGCCUUGGUGCGAUAUAGAGGAGGGGGACGAUGGUUUCCGUUCAACGCCGUUGCUAAACCCCAACGGCAAGGAGCGCGAUGAGAAGAUCACAUGCCACGUAGGCCGGACCAUGAUGGACAAACCGUCCGACAAUCCCAACAAGGUCAGUAUCCAUUACCAGCGGGGCAAGAAGAAGUUCCCGCUGCGCAUCCCACUGGGCUACUACAAGUUGGCCGUCCUCAGUGACGAAAGCGCACAUGGCCGCCACAUGUGCCCGUACAUCAUGGACCAGACCGGGCAGUGCAUGUUGGUGAGCUUGGACGUGUUACUCAAAAUAGGCCACCUCGAUUUGGAAGAUUCGGAGCUUGCCAGCGAGGGUGGGUUGGACAUCCAGCCCACAGACUCUGAUCACGAGUACUCCGCCGAGGUGGAUUUCGACUUCUGCUUCCGCAAGGGCGGCACGAUCGACAAGAAGAAGCUCUGCGGCGACGCCAGCACCAAGAGCAGUAUCACGGUGUCGACAAUGGACAGCUACUGGCGGGCGCGCGAGGAGGCGUCGCGCUAA
Messenger RNA from Prorocentrum cordatum, 1383 nucleotides. The record is from the annotation of a GenBank genome assembly. NCBI's taxonomy places the organism in Eukaryota, Dinophyceae, Prorocentrales, Prorocentraceae.